This is a messenger RNA of Gigantopelta aegis, 1633 nucleotides long. RefSeq names its product putative protein TPRXL. The coding region runs from base 58 to 903 and encodes 281 amino acids. The transcript has 10 exons. The record is from RefSeq and is a predicted model, not a curated record. NCBI's taxonomy places the organism in Eukaryota, Metazoa, Mollusca, Gastropoda, Neomphalida, Peltospiridae.
CGCUGUCGGCAACUGUUUGGGAUUUGGAAGACCUUAGCUAAUAAUAUUAUUAUAAUUAUGGAGAUAAAAGACUUGCCUUAUCUACACAAUGGUAGUAAUAUAUAUGACUUGGUGCCAGCUUUCCUUCAAAAGUCACUGGAAAGUACUCUGGCAUCAAACAUGCUAUCAACACAGAAACCAGAGAUGUGUCAAAGUAACCCAGUUUCACCAGCGUCCAGCCAUGGAAUUACAAUGAUUAAAAGUCGACUUUCACUUUACUUUUCUGAACAUGAUACCAGUAAAAAUUGUGAAACUAAAUCAGCAUUGACACCAUCUUCAAGUCAAAUGUCCUUUUACCAUGAAUACACUGCCAUUCAAUGUGGCAGUUACCCAGUGUCUCCCGUAUCUUCAUCAAGCCGAGGAAUUAUUAACCCAGUGUCUCCAGCAUCUUCAUCCAACCAAAGAUGCAGUUACCCAGUGUCACCUGUAUCUUUGACCAAUCAAAGAUGCAGUUACCCAGUGUCUCCUGUGUCUUCAACCAACCAAAGAUGCAGUUACUCAGUGUCUCCAGUAUCUUCAAGCAGCCAAGAACUUUUAUCGUUAACAAGCCAACAUGCUUCGACCUCUUCCGAAAGUGAUUGCAUUUCAAAGUGUAGCAGUAACCUACUAUCUCCUACAUCUAGCGUACCUCUUAUUCCCUCAUCAGACUGUCUAAGUUCUGACUUUGAUGAAAAUGGUGAUGGUGCAGAUACAGAUUUGGAGGAGAAAGAAGUGCACAUUGUGGUUCCUAAUUGUAAUAAUAAAGGGAAUGAACAGAAAAAAUCAUUCAAAUCAUGGUUGUUAAAAUUGAUGAACAAAAAGAAGAAAUACGCUCUCGACGACAAAAACAGUAUGCACAUCCCAGCAUUGGUGAAGCUAUUAUAGGUGUUCAACCAUUAAUAAAUAAGAAAGGAAGACAUUUAGUGUGUAACCAAAUUCUGUGAUAUUUACAGUAUAAGUGAACAUUUUAAAUCAGUAAAUUAUAAUAUGGAAUUGUUUAGAGCAUUCCCAUAUUGGUACACACUGUUAAGUUAUCGUGCAAGCAGUGAUAUGUUCUGUGCAUAAAAUAUUCUGACAGCAAUGUUAAUUUAAUUGUAGCCAGAAAUACAGGGUCCUGAUUUGUUUAGUUUGGAUAUUAGGAUUAGGGUUAAGAUUAGGGUUAGAGGAUUAAGAUUUAGGUUAAGGUUUAGGUUUGGGUGUGACGGUUCAUGCAAAAAUGAUCAUUUAGCUUAUCCUCCGGUAUGUAAUGAACAUUGGGCUUAGGGUUAUGGUUUUGGUUAGAGUAUUAAGGUUAAGAUUUAGGUUUUGGUGGGACGGUUCAUGCAAAAAUUACCACUUAGCUGAUCCUCCAGUAUGUAAUGAACAUUAGGAUUAGGGAUUAAGGUUAGAGGAUUAGGAUUAAGUUAAGGUUAAGAUUUAGUUUAGAUUAUUUAAUAGUCUGCAGAACCUUACCCGGCAGUACAUUAAGAUUAGGGUUAAGAUUAGGGUUAGUAAAGUUAAAGUUUGUUUUAUUUAACGACGCCACUAGAGCACAUUGAUUUUUGUAUCUUAUCAUCGGCUAUUGGACGUCAAACAUAUGGUCAUUCUGACACUGUUUUUAGAGGAAACCCGCUGU